Messenger RNA from Drosophila eugracilis, 495 nucleotides. RefSeq lists its product as uncharacterized. The transcript has 4 exons. The record is from RefSeq and is a predicted model, not a curated record. Lineage: Eukaryota; Metazoa; Arthropoda; Insecta; Diptera; Drosophilidae. Bases 1 to 495 code for a protein of 164 amino acids.
AUGACACAGCGGCGUAACAACAGCAAAAAGAGCCAGAACCGAAGGCGAGCUGCGCUGCAAAGAAGUGGCAAUUUGAAUGCCAGUGUUCCCAGCUUGAUAGCAACGCACGCGCUUCUCAGCGGAAACCAAAAGUCCAGAGUUAAAGAGACAUCAACUUUGAAUGAAGUGUCAGGAGCGACGGUUACUUUUCUAGUCCUUCGGUCGGUGGUGCUCCUAGUGUCUGUCGCUCAGCGGCUUUGUGUGCUGGUGAUUCACGAGAACAUAAAUCAGAAAUUUAAUCAAUCUCACGUGCCGACUUGCAGUUGGCCACAGUUUCGUCGUUAUUUCGGAGUGAUUAAGUAUACGCCAGCUGCGCUCUACUACUUCGCGACCGGAAGCGGAAGUUGGCAGGCCGGAAGUCUGGCUGGUUGUUGCUGUGGUCCCUGCCAGCUCCUGGCAAACGAAGCUGAACAAUCGGAGGACGUGAACGAGAACGAGGACGGGUACCAGGACUAG